Ciona intestinalis (vase tunicate) is the source of this 5780-nucleotide messenger RNA. The record is from RefSeq and is a predicted model, not a curated record. NCBI's taxonomy places the organism in Eukaryota, Metazoa, Chordata, Ascidiacea, Phlebobranchia, Cionidae.
CAUACAGUGUCGUAUUGUUGUUACAAUAUACGGAGACAGAGUGAUACACCCCAUUAGCAGCACAGGCGCUUGAGUUAUAUUUACAUGAGUGCUGCUCAAUACUAAACACAAGUUAUUGACGUCGUAGUUAUAAACCACGAUUUCUGCAUACACAAAAGAAAACACACAUUUUACGUCGAUUUGUAUAACAUGACGUACUGAGCAGCUCCUUUGAUUACGUAGUAAAACGGCGACAAACUAACUGGUAAAUUCGACACUUCAACGAAAAUUAAUGCUCUAACCCACGUAAUCAGAGACGAUGGUUAGCUACGAGCCCUAACCAAAUUGCGAUGCAAAACAAAAAGUUAAGCGAGGGUAUAGUUAACCGGCAUGCAAGAAUUACAUAUUGGAGAACCGUAAUAUUUACUAAUUCUUGGAAAGGGAUUAGAGGCGUGGAGUUUUUACCUAAGGUCUAUGAACCCUUUAGGGCCAAGAAGAUUUUUGGGGAAAUCGUAAAAGAAAUAAAAACGAGUUCUUAUUUUGGGUUAAGUUUUUCCAACGUAGUCUUUAGCUUUAGAAGUUUGUAACCUUUUGAAAACGUGCAGUCAAAAAAUUCAAAAAAAUUAAAAGAAUUGAUUUUUUUAAAGAAAAAUUUACUUUAGUCUAUCCUACAGAACACUGUUGUAUAGUACCGAGUUAAACAAACAUAUAGAAGCGAAUACGUGAGAGGAAUGGUACGGACAGGAGUUUCUGCUGUCCUGUGUGUUCUAGCAGUUCUGCUGGCGUCGGCAUGGGGACAAAUUCAAGUUCACCAAUCGGGAAACUACACUUUCGCUGGCAACCUCACAGCUGGCAACAAUAACGUUACCAUUGUGUUUCCUACAUGUCAUAAUGAAACCAAUAUCGUCGUCGCUGUGGUCUAUAAAAAUAACGUCGACUAUGUACGCAACAUCGAGCCAUGGGGCCUUUUCUACGAAGUCAAGCAGUAUGGGAAUUUUGUCUGGCACUUAGCUUCAUUGAAUAGCUGUACGAAUGAUACCUGCAACUUACAAUGUAGCGAAUCGACCUGUUCGUGCAAACCUGGGUUCAAAGGAACAUUUUGUUGUGAAAAAAUCAUUACACCUUCAGACACACCAAGUUGUACGGAUUCAACGUGUAAAAACAACGGUACAUGUAUCGACCUUUUGGAUGGAUAUAGCUGUUCGUGUGCAACAGGAUACGUUGGCCAAAACUGCACCAUUGUUGAUACAUGUGUUGAUGACCCUUGUGCUAAUAAUGGGACAUGCAACGUUGAUAAUGGUGGUUACAAUUGUACUUGUAAACCAGGAUAUAAAGGGACAAACUGCACUGAAAUUGAUUUGUGUUACCCUGACCCAUGCCAGCACAAUGGGAAAUGUACUUCAACAAGUACAGACUACACUUGUGAAUGUCUGUCUGGAAUGUAUGGGAAAAACUGCUCAAUUGUUUGCAAUUGCACAAAUGGAGAGUGUGUGCCAGUUGGAAACCCUGCAACAGGAUUCACAUGCUCAUGUUUUAAUGGCUUCGAUGGACCAACUUGUUGCGAAAGUGUACCAAAUCAUUGCCUUGGGUCACCAUGUCUAAAUAAUGCAACUUGCAAAAGCAAUGCGACUGCAUAUACAUGCAACUGCCUUCCUGGUUACAUGGGAUACAACUGUUCAACAUAUAACUUUUGUGCUAAUAAGACAUGCUUGUAUGGUGGGCAGUGUGAAAACUUAAAAACAAAAGCAGAAUGCAGCUGCUUGGAAGGUUUUAUUGGGGACACCUGUGCUACUGUGUGUGACUGCGUCCAUGGCGACUGCGUUCCAAAUCCAACUGGUGACAACUUCACUUGUAAUUGCCAUCCUGGUUACACUGGGCCUACGUGUUGUCAAAAUACAACUGGUCCUUGUACAAAUGAGACAUGCGCACAUGGACUGUGUCACGAUAUCAAUCAGACAGAAUAUUUUUGCAAUUGCUCAACCGGUUACACUGGAAAAAACUGCGCUAUAGACAUAGAUGAUUGCAAUCCAAACAGAUGUAUGCAUAACUCUACCUGCCAAGAUAAGGUGGCUGAUUAUAUGUGUAACUGUACAGCUGGUUAUACAGGAAAGAACUGCUCUAUAGACAUAGAUGAUUGCAAUCCAAAUAGAUGUAUGCAUAACUCUACCUGCCAAGAUAAGGUGGCUGAUUAUAUGUGUAACUGUACAGCUGGUUAUAAAGGAAAAAACUGCUCUAUAGACAUAGAUGAUUGCAAUCCAAACAGAUGUAUGUAUAACUCCACCUGCCAAGAUAGGGUGGCUGAUUAUAUGUGUAACUGUACAGCUGGUUAUAAAGGAAAGAACUGCUCUAUAGAUAUUGAUGAAUGUGCGCACAAUCCAUGUGUGCAUGGUAGCUGUAGUGACCUUGUGGCAGAUUAUAAAUGCACAUGUAUGGAUGGUUAUGAAGGAAAGAACUGUUCAGAAAACAUAGAUGAUUGCAAUCCAAACAGAUGUAUGCAUAACUCCACCUGUCAAGAUAAGGUGGCUGAUUAUAUGUGUACCUGUACAGCUGGUUAUAAAGGAAAGAACUGCUCUAUAGAUAUUGAUGAAUGCGCACACAAUCCAUGUGUACAUGGUGACUGUAGUGACCUUGUGGCAGAUUAUAAAUGCACAUGUAUGGAUGGUUAUGAAGGAAAGAACUGUUCCGAAAACAUAGAUGAUUGCAAUCCAAACAGAUGUAUGCUUAACUCUACCUGCCAAGAUAAGGUGGCUGAUUAUAUGUGUAAAUGUACAGCUGGUUAUACAGGGAAAAACUGCUCUAUAGAUAUUGAUGAAUGCGUCCCCAAUCAUUGUGUCAAUGGAACUUGUCAUGACAGAGUAGACGAUUAUUUCUGUGAAUGUACUGUUGGUUACGAGGGGAAAAAUUGCUCAGAAGAUACUAAUGAAUGUCAAAGGAAUAGCAGUCUGUGUCAAAAUGGUGGUUUGUGCAUAAACACUGCUGGUAGCUAUCACUGUAACUGUAUAUCUGGGUACACAGGACUCGACUGUUCAAUCCCACCACGUUGUGCCAACAACACUUGCCAUGAGUUUGCUACUUGUUCAGAAGCAAGCACUGAUCGGGGUUACUCAUGUGUUUGCUUUACUGGCUGGAUUGGUGAUGGUUUUAACUGCAGCGCAUAUUGCGAAGCGGGGCAAGUUACUCUUGAAAAUGGAAAGGUUUUUUCUUUUUCCAAAAGUAUUUUAAACGAAGUGGUGGCUUCAAAUGAAACUUGUUUAGAUGGUCGGUCAAUUGCACAAACUACAUGCAAGUUUUCCAGCACUGGCGGCAGAGCUAAUUUUGAUACAGUGCACCUCCAGUAUUUACCCUGUAAUAUAACUCUUGCCACUGAGUUUGGUACUGAUAAAAAUUGGACUGCUCCUGUGAAUAUGACGGUCAUGGAUAUUGAGGAGAAUGCAGUGAAACUUGGUAUACUAACCACAUCAAGUAAUAUCAGCGCAGAUGUGGCGGAACAGGCUACUAAUAUACUCAGCUCUUUGUCAAAGUCUUUGGUAAAUUUACCGGAAGACAGCUCUACUGGAACAGAAGAGGUUGUAACUCGAGAGGUCGUAGAAAGUGUCUUACAGGUUGGUAACAAUGUUAUGAACACUUGGAAAGCGAAAGGACAUGUCAAUGUCACUGGAACAGAUGAUCAACCAUUAAGUGACGAAGAAAACAUGGAAUAUGCUGCAGAAAAGACAGAAGAACUAAUUGUAGCAGUUGAAGUAUUUCUUGAAAGAAUGGAGACACCAGAUUACUCAACCAUCACUAUUCAAACAACAAGCAUAGAUGCAGAGGUUGUGAGACCUCCCGUGUUUUUGACCGAUGAUCCAACCCCAAGUUUAAUAUUCCAACCCCCGCUUCGAUUCCAAGGUAACUCAGGUGAUGCUGAGCUAGACAACUCUGUCGAAGUACCUGGCGAACUGUUGGAAUACGCAUCCAACAAUUUGGAAUCUAACAGGAAAAAGAGAGCUAUAAUAGUAAGAAGAAGGUUGCGCGUGGUUUUCACGUCGUUCAGAAACGAUGUUCUGUUUCCCUCACCAACACCGGUUGCACGGGUGACUCGAGUUCAGAUCAAAGAUUUUAAACAAGAUGUUUCCACACAACCCAGCAUACCACCUAUCACUAUUAAGUACAACACUAUACGCGUGAAACAUGGUGAUAUUGUACAAACUAACACAACAAAAAGAAUUCGAACAGAACUUCAGUGCUCAGAGUACAACAGACCUAAAACCAAGUGGGUGCCUGGAAAGUGUGUGUUGGUAGCAGGAACAUACCCCCCUAGGUGUCACUGUAGACGUGUCACGACGUUUGCUUGUCUUAUAAAACAUGUUGAAUUUGGUUCUCAAGAAGCGUUAUCCUUAGUAAGCAAGAUAGGAUGUGGAUUAUCAAUUGUUGGAGUUGUUGCAACUUUUCUGAUCUAUAUAACAAUAAAAUCAUUGCGAGACCGUAAGCCAUCUCUAUACCUGCUCAACAUAUGUGUUUGUCUUUUUAUAAUAUACGUCACAUUUCUUGUUGGAGUUCCUGCUAUUGAAACUAAAACUGGAUGCGAUGUGGCGACAAUUUUCCUUCAGUUUUCCCUUCUUGCUUUCUGGUUUUGGACAGGAGCCAAUGCUUACAAUCUCUACAAUAUGCUGGUUAAUGUGUUUGGUGGAGGAGAUGAUUUAGCAACAUGCAAAGUUGUGACUGUAUGUUAUAUCUCACCUAUGAUCAUUGUAGCAGCGAAUGUAAUAGCAACCAUAUUCACCACAGAUCUAUCCAAAGAUCUUUCAGAUCCUGAUUUCAUAUCCGGGUACCGAUUAAACAAUAUGUGUUGGUUGCGUGAAUAUUCGCUUUACUUUGGUUUUAUUCUCCCAAUGGGCCUCAUACUCCUUGCUUGCAUCAUAAUCUUCAUUGUUGUCAUGAUAAAACUCACUGUGAAAAGAAAAAAGGUACAAUCCACGGCAAAGGAAAAUGGUGUUAGGCAAGGCCUUCUGUUUGCUGUUGUACUGUGUUCUUCCAUGGGUUUGGCUUGGGUGUUUGGUAUCCUAAUGCUGGCAUCAGACAAUCCAAAAUAUGUAGAAGUUAUGUCAUGGCUCUUCACAAUAUUCAAUGCGUCUCAGGGCAUUACCAUAUUUUAUUUGAAUUGCUUGCGUCAGAAAGCGGUACGAAAGAUGUGGUUUACCCCAAUAAUCGGAAAGUAUUUUGGACGUGUGGCUUCUGUUAAACCAUCAUCAACUACAAGCCAAGAUAGCACCAAAGGAAAGACCUACAGCACAACUGAUAGUACAGCAAAAUCGACCAUAUUCAACACAUCAAACUCUCACAGUACCUCAACACCAGCAUUUUAAAAGUAGUCUGGGAUUAAUAUAACAGACUUGAAAAUUUCAAAAUCUUUUGGAAUUUUUUUAAAAAUUUUGGAGGGGAAUUAAAAAUUUUCAAAAUCUGUUUGAGUACUAUAGUCUAUAUGUUAUUGUUUUUACCAAACACUGUGUGAGCCACUGAGCUGCAUAUAUAACUAGACGAUCAGAUGACUGUAAUUUAUUUUUUUCUUUUGUAGUAUUUCAUACUUUCUAAAGAUGUAUAAACUUUUUUUGAAACUUUUUUGUAUUGUUUAAUGCGCAUGGUUAUGUGUGUGUAUCUGCUCUGUUAAUCAAACCAGAACUUGUGUGUAAUAUUGAAACUAACCGUUUAUUUUAGAGAAACAACUAUGCUAAGUGUGUGUUGUGAAUUGCCUGGGAGUAAAUCCGGUUGCCUAUUUUAAAAUAGUGGUUUUCCAAAAUUAAAAAAGGCCUUUUAAAAAACUA